ACAAAGGGUUCGGCCGAUAGAUGGGGCGCUAAGGCCUCAAGGAAGGGACUCAAAGGGAAAAUCCCAUAUCCCGGGUUCCGUCAUAGACUGGAUGAGCUUGACUACUAAAUGCCUUCCCCGUCGGUUCUGUACAAAGCAGGUUGACGACCUUACAAAAGCCCUAAAAGACCCAAUCCCUCGGCCCGGGACCCGCGCUAAGCCUCAGGGGCACAAUUCGGUUGCGAAAUAUAUAGCUAUCAAGCUGGUGGGACUGGAACUCAACCUGAAAAUUCCCUUCCCCCGCAGGCAAGCUACGCAGCGAACGAAUUUCUGCUUUUGUGGCACUCUUCUGGGUCUCCCGAAAAAAGCUAGUGUAGCAGCCCCAGUUCCCGUACCUGCAGUUCCUGCUGAAGCUCUUUCCACUGCUGCCGCAAAACCCGCUGCUUCUUCUAGCGAAACUUCUCCUCUUCCUGCUCUAUCUGCUGCUGGUGGCUCUUUGAGCGCCCCUUUCCCUUCUUUUAUAGGGGAAGAAGAUGUUGGAAAGGCCGCAGUCGUAGCUCUAAUAGUCAAGGCAGCUUUCCCCGAUUCACCUGCUUCCACGGAUGAAACUGACGAACCCGAUGAAACUGCUAGAACUGAUUCAAUAGAGGAGUACGGCACAACAGCAUUCCGACGAUUCAAGGGCAUAAGAAGCUUUAGAGCUGGGAAAGUUGCCGAAGAAGUUGGCACGUUCUUAGGAAUCGCCAUCGCGAAGGCUUUUGAAGGAUUUAUGCGCGAGGCUCUGCAAGACCUUUCUAAAUCCCCUCUAAUGGGAGGAGGUGCAAGUGCAAGAUUGGCUAGGCCACUCUACAGGGAGUUCAAGAAGGCUCAGUUCCAAGGUAUCGGAUCAGCUUUAGCAGCGGUUUGCCUUGUUCCUUGCUCCUCAAUCGAUAUGAUAUGGAAUACCGCACACCGCCGG
Molecule: messenger RNA, 937 nt
Organism: Striga asiatica
Lineage: Eukaryota; Viridiplantae; Streptophyta; Magnoliopsida; Lamiales; Orobanchaceae
Source: the annotation of a GenBank genome assembly